Rubroshorea leprosula is the source of this 2642-nucleotide messenger RNA. The record is from the annotation of a GenBank genome assembly. Lineage: Eukaryota; Viridiplantae; Streptophyta; Magnoliopsida; Malvales; Dipterocarpaceae.
AAAGAAAAGGCUAAAGAGAGUCCUACUCUCAGCGAAGCUCAGCGCUGCAUAUGAACAACAUGUUCAUGGCAACAUCACGUAUGUCUCUAACUCUACCCCGCUUACUACUCUUCCACCCCAUCCAAAAAGGCUCCCCCUUUUCUCGUUCCCUUCAAGUACCCCACUCUUUUCCGAAGUCUCAUCUCUGUCCCCUCUGGUCCUCUUCCGUUUCCUUCUGCCUCCAAUCCCUCCACAACUCAAAGUCUACUUCUCCCUCCUCUUCUUUCUCUUCUCUCUCUCCUCCUUCAAUGGCUGCCGCAACUGCCGCUUCUCUCGGAGAGGAGGGUAUCGAGGGCAAUCCCUUGUUGCAGGACUUUCAGUUUCCCCCAUAUGAUGCUGUUGAAGCCCAGCAUGUUCGGCCCGCGAUUCGUGCAUUGUUGAAGACGCUUGAAAAUGAUUUGGAGGAAUUGGAAAGGACGGUGGAACCAUCAUGGCCCAAAUUAGUGGAGCCUUUGGAGAAGAUAACUGACAGGUUGUCUGUUGUGUGGGGAGUAGUUAAUCAUCUUAAGUCUGUUAAAGAUACAGCUGAGCUCCGUGCUGCUAUUCAAGAUGUCCAGCCUGAAAAGGUGAAGUUUCAGCUAAGAUUGGGACAAAGUAAACCCAUCUACAAUGCAUUUAAAGCUAUUAAAGAAUCGCCUGAUUGGCCAACAUUGAGUGAAGCUCGGAAGCGUAUAGUAGAAUCACAUAUAAGGGAUGCUGUUCUUAAUGGUGUUUCACUUGAAGACGAUGAAAGAGAUCAGUUUAACAAUAUUGAACAGGAACUGAAGAAACUAUCUCGGAAAUUUGAGGAGAAUGUUUUGGAUUCCACAAAGAAGUUUGAAAAGUUAAUAACGGAUAAGAAAGAAAUUGAUGGAUUGCCAGCAUCUGCUCUUGGGCUUGCUGCACAAACAGCAAAGUCUAAGGGGCAUGAAAAUGCUACUCCUGAGGACGGACCAUGGGUCAUCACAUUGGAUAUUCCUAGUUUUCUUCCUGUUAUGCAACAUGCUAAGAACCGUGCUUUGCGUGAGGAAGUAUACCGUGCUUAUGUAACUCGUGCAUCUAGUGGUGAUUUGGACAAUACUCCGAUCAUUGUUCAGAUAUUGAAGCUUAGGUUGGAAAAGGCUAAGCUUCUCAAUUAUAAUAACUAUGCUGAGGUAAGCAUGGCAAUGAAAAUGGCAACGGUUGAUAAAGCUGAAGAACUCCUUGAGAAGCUAUGCAGUGCUUCCUGGAAUCCUGCAGUUCAAGAUAUGGAAGAUCUCAAGAGUUACUCUAAAAGUCAAGGUGCAUCUGAAGCUGAUAAUUUGAACCAUUGGGACAUAAACUUCUGGAGUGAGAGGCUUCGGGAAUUAAAAUACAGCAUUAAUGAGGAAGAACUCCGUCCAUAUUUCUCAUUGCCAAAGGUUAUGAAUGGCCUUUUCAACCUCGCUAAUACACUUUUUGGAAUUGUUAUUGAGCCUGCCGAUGGUCUAGCCCCUGUUUGGAACAAUGACGUCAAGUUCUACUGUGUCAAAGAUUCUUCAGGUACUCCAAUAGCUUACUUCUACUUUGAUCCAUAUUCUCGUCCAUCAGAGAAAAAGGGAGGUGCGUGGAUGAAUGAAGUUGUUUCUCGAAGUCAAGUACUGUCACACAAUGGUGCUGUGAGGUUGCCUAUUGCUCACAUGGUAUGCAAUCAGACACCACCAGUUGGGGACAAGCCAAGUCUUAUGACAUUUCGUGAAGUUGAGACUGUCUUCCAUGAAUUUGGACAUGCACUUCAGCAUAUGCUAACCAAGCAAGAUGAGGGUCUAGUUGCUGGCAUUCGGGGGGUUGAAUGGGAUGCUGUUGAGUUACCCUCACAGUUCAUGGAAAAUUGGUGUUACCACAGGGAUACUUUAAUGAGCAUUGCAAAGCAUUAUCAAACUGGGGAGAGUCUCCCUGAAGAUGUGUAUUUGAAGCUCCUUUCCGCGAGGACUUUUCGUGCUGGUUCUCUAAGUCUUCGUCAAAUUCGAUUCGCCAUUGUGGAUUUGGAACUACACACCAGAUAUGCCCCUGGUGGUUCAGAAUCCGUUUAUGAUGUUGAUCAGAGAGUUUCAAGGAGGACACAAGUGAUGCCUCCAUUACCAGAAGAUAGAUUCCUUUGUAGUUUCAUGCACAUAUUUGCAGGUGGAUAUGCUGCUGGGUACUACAGUUACAAGUGGGCAGAAGUGUUGUCUGCAGAUGCUUUCUCUGCAUUUGAGGAUGCUGGAUUAGAUGAUAGCAAGGCUGUUAAAUUAACUGGCCAGAAGUUCCGAGAGACCGUUCUUGCUCUUGGAGGUGGAAAGGCACCAUUAGAUGUCUUUAUUGAAUUCCGAGGUCGUGAACCUUCACCAGAGGCACUACUCAGGCACAAUGGACUUUUGUCAGUCGCAGCCUCUGCAUGAUUAAUUUAGUUUCAGAUUUCCAUACAGGAUUAGUAAAAGACAGACACAGACUAGUUAAUUAGGCCAUUAGUGUUUUUGCUUUGCACUACUUUGAUUAGUACUCAUUUUAGCUGAUGUUUCGAUGAUGCGAGCUCUGACAUCUAUAACGCUCUUCGCAUCAUUGUUUGAAUUUAUUUUUAAGAAAUGCAAUUAUUAUUUUUUUGGCUGGCAGUGAUUGAUGCUUCU